Molecule: messenger RNA, 3156 nt
Organism: Vitrella brassicaformis
Lineage: Eukaryota; Vitrellaceae
Source: the annotation of a GenBank genome assembly
AUGGAUCUGAGCCAGGUGAGGGUCCCGAUGGAAGUCCGAAGGAGAUCAGGCAAACGGCAUCAUUUGUGUGGUUCUCUACAUGGUGACAGGUGGGCCAGGAGAUCCAAAGCGACGUGGGCAAAAUGAAAUAUGCAUCAGAGGGGCGCAAUCCAUCUCCUUCUCUGUGUGUUGUUGUCCAUGGGGACAGAUAAGUAGGAGUCUGACAUCGCAUGCUGACCAGCACCAGGUCGACGCUGCCGUCACGUUAGCCUCGCAGGUGAUCGAGGGAAGGGGACUCAAACCCCUUGUGGGUGGGAGGUAUCUCCAUCUUGGUUCGUCGUGUGUGUACUGCGUUCUCAGCUGGGGGAUGGUGCCAAGUCCUUGGAGAGUAGUAUUGCGGACCUGAAUGGCUUCCUAGCAGAGGUAGAUGGGCAACGGAUCCACCUCGUUGCCGUAGGGACGGUGGGAUCUGUCUCUGUGCUGUGCGGUGUCGGUGCAGGUGGGCGGCAUAGCGUCGCAGAUGCAGCAGCUGCAGCCAUCGCAAAUCACAUCAGAGGUGAGUCAAGCAUCCGGUGAGGGAGCUGUACGCACAAUCCAUCCAUUCCGGUUGCUGUGUGCAGGCGUCGUUGCGCGCGGCCCGAGAUGUGGGUGAGCAGAUGACGUUGAUGGCCUCCCACACGGCGGCCGUCACCACACAGCUAGCACUGCAGCGGAUCCCGCUUGCACGCGCUGUGGCUGCCCUCACCGCAUCGACGGCAGAUGAGCCACACCAGGGACAACAUCCGGAACAGGAAGCCAGCGACGCUGCCGCAGCAGCACAGACACAGGUAGCCAGGACACUGAAGAGGAGCACUGCAGGAGCUGGCAUCAGACGCACUGUUCUCUUCCGUGUGGGUCAGGAAGAGCCGUCGGUUCGAGGUCCUUCGUAUCGGCUCGUCUUUCGAAGCGGCAAGAAGCCCAUCAACGAACCGGUACACACACUCGGGGCAGACAUGCAAACUGAUUCGUAUCAAAAUUGGUUGUGCCGUGUGUCGUGUGUGCCCUUGGUGGCAGCCUGCCCUGGCCCGCGAGUUGCAGGGAUGCAUCUUAGGCUCCCUCCAGCCCUGGGAGCUCGCACGACUGCGGCCGGCCAUCGGCCGGCGCAUCUUCCACCAAGCGGCGCAGCAGUACACCCACCUGACGAUGGACAGCGAUGACGACGAGGCGCGCGGCAUGUGGGAGCGAAUGUCGUGCGAUAUGGCGCAUAGGUAAGGCCAGAGGAGCCGCAACCUCAAAGAACUUACCAUCCGCCACCCAAACCGAUACUCAGUCGAAGCCAACUGGUGUGACGGUGCCUGGGUAUCCCUAGUUGAAGGCCACGCACACGGUCAUACCAUUGGGGGGCAGCCGAGCAGUGGUGCGGCAUCGUCAUCAGCAACAGUGAAAGACGGCAUCGAGAGCGCCGCCCCGCCCCUUCGCCAUCCCCCUUCACACGCCACACUCCAGGUGCUCCGAUUUGACAUGCUCGAGUACGGCAUCGGGACUCGUGAAUGGCACCCCCUCGGCCCGCCCCCCACCGCCCCCGUCCAUCUGCCCGCCCUCACCACCGUCAUCGAUGUCCAGCCCGAUCAUGCGCCGGCCCGGGUGGGCCGCAAUUGGCACACGCCCAACGUCCGAGUGCUGACGUUCCAGGGCACCUAUAGCGAGGCCGACAAGUUUGAGGGGGCGCGACAGUGGAUUGGCGACGGCACCCAGCUGGAGAAGCUCGAGUACAACUCACGCGGGUACGGCGGACGGAUACACAUGGGUGCGGGUGCAUACCGUGUGGCAGGCAGGAAUGGACGCCAUCUCGUUAUGUGUCUGUGCAGGAACGAAUCGUAUAACGAUGAGUUUCUCAGUGGGGUGCCUGAGGGCAAGUCGCUGUCGGGUCUCCGCUCCCUUGGCCGCGUGAGUGUCACAUGCGAGGACACUCAUGGCUGGUGGGAGCCUGCCGACAUGCGGCAGUUUCGCAAUCUGCUCGUGCGGCGAGGGUGCGUGCAGUGCAUCCGCGAGAUGCACUUCAAUCUCGCACUGGAUUGGAUCGAGGACAGCGCUGAGCAGCGCCAGAUGGUCGACAAGGCAGCGGAACUCACGUAAGGAAUGCGAUGCGGCAGCAAUGUCGGAUGACGUCUACCCUGACUGCGUAUGUGAUGUGGGUCUUGUUCCUGUCUUUCAGUGACACGGUGAUGCAUCCCGACGCCAUCAGCCGGCAGCUGAUACCCGAGGCGCCAUGUGGAGGAUUUGGCACGAUUAGCCUGCAGCUGCUGGCGUGGAGCCGCGCCCACCGGUCGCCGACGGCCGAGAAGCUCGUGACGGACUACGCCAUGGGCGUGUCCACAGUCAUCUUCGACGACAGCUCAAGCCCACGCGCAGACGCGGCCCCCGACGAGGAGCAAGAUGAGGACGAGCGUCAGGUGUAUCGUCCGUACCCUGUGACGCCCGCCACAUUCCCCCAGGCCAACAAACUGACGCUGCCGCAGUCCAGCCUCCCGAGGGAGGACAUCGGGAGGGCUGUCGAGGUGGCCACUAGCAUGCCCCGGCUGGAGCACAUCGACGCCAGCAGCUCUGGGGUCGCAGUGGGCUUCCUCCAGGCAUUCCACGCGGCGGCACCAGAUAGGGCGAUCGGCACAGUGACGCUGCAACUGCCACUCAAAGACCUGAGCUCCAAGCGGUGCACUUUUGACGAGUGGGGCAAGAGCCGUAAUAUGCUGCCGGCAAUCGAGCGCAUCACUCUGAGUGUAGUAGGUGGGCAGACAACGUGCGUGGAUGGAUGGACAGCUGGUCCAUGUUGUGUGUUACGCGUGAAUGUAGGUAACACGCAGGACGGUUCGAAGCUCGAGAGAUUGCACGCCAACGUUGUGGCCCUCAUGCAGCAGACCAGCCAUGUCAAGGUGGGUGGGUACAAUGGAAGGGAAGACUGGUGCCUGGUCAACCAACGGCCCUGCUGCUGCCUGUGUGUGUCGUUGGUUUGCAUGUGGUGCCUUUACACAGGGGGCUCCGCGUAUCGAUGCGACCUUCUCGCCCCAUGGUGGUUUGGCGAAGAAGAUCAGCGAGCGGUUUGCGUCUGCGCACGCCCUGUUCAAUCUCUCGAGCUCAAGCACCAAGUUGCAGCUGGAAUGGGCUGAAUCGGAUAGGCUCGAGCUGACGCGGCUCGAUUAG